Molecule: messenger RNA, 1311 nt
Organism: Ascochyta rabiei
Lineage: Eukaryota; Fungi; Ascomycota; Dothideomycetes; Pleosporales; Didymellaceae
Exons: 1
Coding region: 1-1311 (436 amino acids)
Source: RefSeq, a predicted model, not a curated record
AUGAAGCUUCUUUCCUCUUUGCUUGCGUCGUUUGCGCUUCUUUCCUCACUUGUGUCGGCCAUCACCGUUACGUCGAUCAAGGGCUAUAACAUCAGCAACGAUGUAGAGGGUUCAGUUCGGCUCAACGGGCUUUCCUUCCAGCAAAACGCGCUGACGACUUUUGGGAACUACCAAUACGUUGCUUUCUACGCAACAGCCACAGGCUACGGCAAGCACCAUGUCAACCUUGGACGCCGCCAAAUCUCUCCUUCCAUCGGAGCAUGGCAAUAUUUGGCCUUCGCGGACUACGUCCAGCAGACGCUCGAUGAGCACAACACCAUCAGCAUGGGCAUCAGCGGAGACGGCAAGAUCCAUCUCUCCUUUGACCACCACGACGUCCCCAUCAACUACCGCGUGAGCAACACGGGCAUCGCGAAAACGAUCCCCUCGGAAUGGACGGCUGCAGCCUUCGGCGCCGUCCAACACAGCCUCCCCGGCAGCACGGGGCCAUGGACACCCCUCACCUACCCGCGCUUCGAGCGCAUCGACGACGGCGACCUGCUGAUGGAAUUCCGCAUCGGCCAGUCCGGGUCGGGCGACAGCUGGAUCCACCGCUACAGCAGCACGUCCGGGCUGUGGUCAAACGUAGGAAAGUACCUGCAGGGCGAAGACAACAACGCAUACAUCAACGGCCUCAGCAGCGCUGGGGGGAACCUGUACGUAUCGUGGACCGUGCGGGAAACGCCGACGCCCUCGACGAACCACGACUUCUACUUUGCGCUCUCGGAAGACUGGGGCCGCAGCUGGAAGCCGACCGCGGGCCAGACCGUCGCGCUGCCGAUCCGUCCAAGCACGCCCGGAAUAAAGGUCUUCGCCAUCCCCCAGAACUCCCAGCUCAUCAACCAGGAAGCGCAGUGUGCAGACGACCAGGGCAGAUUCCACGCCCUGAUGCGCGAUAACACCACCGCGACGAGCACGUUCUACCACUACCUGCGCACCGCGGACGGCAAGUUCAGCAAGACGGCCAUUCAGGCUCCGGGGUUGUCUACGCCGCCGUAUCUGGCGUACCGCGGCAAGAUUGUCGCCAAGGGCGACAGCGUCGUUGCCGUGCUGCCUGAUGCGCCGAGAGCGACGGUGCAGCUUUGGGGAGCGACGGCGGGCGGGAACUGGGCGGAUUGGAAGAAGCUGGGGGAGAUUGCGAAUAUGGCGGGUGAGCCGCUGGUGGACGAGGAGCGGUUGCGGAAGUUUGGGGUGUUGAGUUUGUUUGUCAGGCAGGGCGGGCCGUUUGGGUCGCGGAAGGUGCAGGUUUGGGAUUUUGGGCUGAGUUUGUGA